AGUUCAGCCAGGUGAAUGAAUCAGGUGACACGCCUUGACGCCCACGCACACCUGAGUGUUUCCACCUGUCGGGCCGUCAUUACCCUGACCCCACCCCACCCGCCCGACACCCCCCGGCCCCCUCCCUCCAACCCCACCCCAAACGCCCCCUCCGCCACCGCACUCUAUAAAUCUCCCCGGAGCGCGACCUCUGGCAGACUCGGCGACGACGCGUUACCCAGCAGAUUGCCUGAAAAGAGAAAUCCCGAGCAGACCUUCAGCCAUGGACAAGCAUUCGAAGUGCGGAGAGAAGGACAAGGACAAGCAUUGCAAGGGCAAGAAGAAGGAAGGGAGCUCCAGCUCGUCAUCUGACAGCGACGAUGGCAAGAAGGGACACAAGGAGCACAAGGAGCACAAAGAACACAAGGACCACAAGGAUCACAAGGACCACAAGGACCACAAGGACCACAAGGACAAGAAGUGCAAGGAUAAGUGCAAGAACUAGGACCCCCAGCGAGAGGGACCGGCCACGAGAACCCUACCACGUGGCCCCUCUGCGGAGUGGGCGCCCGGCCCACCACCCCCGCCCCCCCUGCUGGCUGCGCCCCCCCUUGUGUGACGUGGUGACCCUGGGUGAUGUCAAUGGAAUAAAUGUCAGUUAUUGAUA
Molecule: messenger RNA, 646 nt
Organism: Petromyzon marinus (sea lamprey)
Lineage: Eukaryota; Metazoa; Chordata; Hyperoartia; Petromyzontiformes; Petromyzontidae
Source: RefSeq, a predicted model, not a curated record